This is a messenger RNA of Rasamsonia emersonii CBS 393.64, 4164 nucleotides long. RefSeq names its product Transcription factor SipA3. NCBI's taxonomy places the organism in Eukaryota, Fungi, Ascomycota, Eurotiomycetes, Eurotiales, Trichocomaceae. The coding region runs from base 1 to 4164 and encodes 1387 amino acids. Gene Ontology annotation, cellular component: plasma membrane; cytoplasm; endoplasmic reticulum. The record is from RefSeq and is a predicted model, not a curated record. Gene Ontology annotation, molecular function: protein binding. The transcript is spliced from 6 exons.
AUGUCGACUCCUCAGCCGACUGCCCUUCCCCAGGUUGGGAAGCUCGUCAGUGUUGUUCCUGUUGGAUUGAAAGAAGCUGCCCUCGACUCCCCGACCUUUCGCGCGACCACCCUCCACUUCGUCGAUCAACUCGAUUACAUUGAGAGAUGGCUCGAUGGAUAUGCCAGGGCUGCGACAAAGCUGACCACGGAGCUCUCAGAUUUUGAGCAGGCUCUGAACUCCCUUAUUUCUUACGCCACAACGCCUGUCAAUAUUUCGGAGGCUGUCCUCGACCAUGACUACACGCUACUGGCGAUAAAGCGACAUGGUGAAUGCGUGAGGGAUAUCUUGGGCGCAUCUGUCGGGGCCGUGAAAAAAUUGGACCACGCGGUUGCAGAGCCGAUCAGAGCAUUCAUUCAGUGGGACCUACGAAAUUUCAAGGAAACCCGUCGUGCUCUAGACCAGGCCCAGAAACAGUAUGAUCAUCUACAAGCCAGGUAUUCUGCCCAGGCGAAGUCCAAGGAGCCCUCUGCCUUGAGAGAGGACGCUUUCCAAUUGCAUGAGGCCCGCAAGGCUUAUCUCAAGGCGUCCAUGGACUUUUGUGUGCAGGCUCCUCAGCUACGAAAUACUUUGGAUAAGCUACUGGUCAGCAUAUCGUUCGACCAAUGGCGGGAGACUAAGAAGAUCUAUGAUAAUAAUGCCGCUACAUUCGCGAAAUGGGGACAGGAUAUGGACCGUAUCAAAGGUUGGGUCCAUGAGAUGGAAAACAGUGAGCGAUACUCGCUCAAAGAAUUGCUUUCGGCUCGAAAGCAGAUUGAAGACGCUGCGGAGCAGGCAUGGAGACCGUCUCGAGAACUCGAUGAUUACUCGGUUUCCACCGUGCCUUACCUGGGCAAGGCACCGUCUGCGCUGAGAAAUCACAAUGACAAGCCGUUCAGACCUGAGAAACAGGGGUGGUUGAAUCUCCGAACGCUCACGGGAAAACCGACCCGGACAGUAUGGGUUCGACGCUGGGCUUUCCUUAAGAAUGGCAUUUUCGGUUGCCUGGUGCAAAGCUCCAAAACAGGAGGUGUCGAGGAGAGCGAACGAAUAGGCGUGCUGCUGUGCAGCAUCAGACCUGCUUUCCAAGAAGAGAGGAGAUUCUGCUUCGAGGUUAAAACCAAGAAAAACACCAUCAUGCUGCAGGCCGAGACACAGAAAGAACUCAUGGAGUGGAUUGGUGCAUUUGAAGCAGCAAAGCAAAAGGCACUAGAGAACCCUGCGAGCACUGAUAUCUCAGUCUCUGGAAAGUUCACUGUCCAGGAUCCGGCGUUCUCGAUCUCCCAGCCUCCGGCCCCUGAAUUUGCAGCUGACCCGUCAGACGGUCUAACUCCCAAUGCCGGUGACGAUCCAUCUUCAGAGCGUAACGGAACGCUGCCCGUCCCUGAACGCGAUGGAGCAACGUUCAGAAGUAGUGGAGAGUUUGGCAGCUCAAGGCGGCUCACGGGGCUCGAUGGGGAAUCUGGUAAUGGGCGGGACCAUGCAUCUCGAAUUAUCCAAAAGUUGGAUCUUCAUCGCAAAUCGCCAGCUCCGGGCCUACAGUCUCCCACGCAAUCUCCGGCUGGUGGGAUUGCCAGCCUCAUCUCUUCCAGUCACAGUUUACUCCCAUAUAGCGGUCCUAUGCCCGUUGCUCCAGGGGAAAGCGAUGGGAACAGAGGCCGCGAGGAUCCAACAGCUACAACUCUUGCACCUCCCACAUUAGCCAACCCGCCAGCUCCGACCAACAUGAGCAAGGCAGCAGUGAUGGUGAGCAAUGAGCGAGGGAUUGGUGUAGGGCUCGCAGACUCUACGGGGGGAAUGCCGAGUGGAAUGAUGGCGAACCUGUGGGGUAGUUCCAAUUGGGGUUUCAUGAAUACGCUUCAACGCGAGGGCACGCGUCCUCGAGAUAGGAAGAGCGCCGAUGAUGAAGAGUUGGCAACGAAAAGAUCGGCUUCUCCUGCCAGCGAUUCCAAGGAGACCAUCGCUGCAGGGACAGGCGUUUCUAGCAGCCCUGCCUCGUCUCAACAGCCGACAUCAGGGCCACGGCAUAGACAGACUGUUAGCCUCGAUGGCGAUGCGAGUAAACUACAGAGGUCUAUGCUCGGCAUCACCCAUGAGUAUCCAAGCUACUAUCCACAGCGGCUCAGAAUCCAAGACGCGCAAUUCCGCCUCCUAUUCCCGAAUGUGAAAAGGGAAGAAAGUCUGGUUUUAGUUUUCAGGGCUACAUGGAACCCGAACGACCAGCAAGAAUUUCCUGGAAGAGCAUUUGUUACAACUCGCAAUAUCUACUUCUACAGUCAUCACUUCGGAUUAGUUCUGACGACCAGUAUUUCGCUCGCCAAUGUGAUGGAAGUAACCGCUGCCCCAGGAAGGGACUGUGAUUUCCUGUUUCUUCACCUUAAUCCAUCUCCGGGAGACUCAGCGAGCCGCAUAACCGUGAAAACGUUCCUUGAGCCUCUGAGGCUCCUGCAAAGGAGGCUGAAUUUCCUGAUCAAGGAAGCGACGUCAGAUGACCACCUUGAUUUGGAGUCUGUUUUCAAGACUCUGAUCAAAAUGGAAGCAGAAGUUCUUGCCAGGACACCCAGCGUGGAUAGCUGGGAAGACGUCUCGCUCGACGCUCCGGUAGAUGGUAGGAGCGGUGUGAGCGGCAGUGGAAACAGGAAGGGAACAAAGGAUCUGAGAACGCCCAUCUAUAUCGAUAGAGAUUACGAUAUUGAUCCUUCAAAGUCGAACCGCGGAAGAGAUAUUCCAAAGAUCAAAUUACCCUCUCAGCCCGUGCAAUACGUUCCGCAGGGGAAUCUCCAUUUGGCCGCUGAGAAAAUCUUCGAUAUCAGCCCCAAAGCGCUAUUUCACGUUCUCUUUGGAGACAAGAGUGCUCUGUGGCAACUUCUUCUGCAUGAGAGAAUGGCUCUGGAUAUCAAGCAGGGACCGUGGAAGACACUCGGCUCUGGCCAUAUGAGACGAGACUUUGAAUAUAAGAUUGAGAAGACCGAUCUACUCGGACGUUCGAAUAUGACCAAAGUCUCUGACUAUCAAAUCAUUGAUGUCCUCAAUGACCACCUGUGUUACGUGAUCACCGAUAAACGGACGCCAUGGCAUCUUCCGUUCAGACGCAAUUUCCGACUCGUCAGCAAGAUUGUGAUCACGUACGUUUCCAAGUCUAAGUGCAAACUGGCCAUCUUCUCGAAAGUCGAGUGGCUGUGGUCUCCUUACGUGCUUAAGAGAGUCAUCGAUAAGCAGGCGCUGAAUGACCUGGAGCAAGACGCUCUGGAUUUAGUUGACUUAGUCAGUGACCAAGUGCGAAAGCUGGGCUCUCGCGGUCGAACCAAGAAGGCGAUCAGCAUCUUCGGGCACGUGGGGCAUCAGACCAAUAUCUUCCAGUUCUCUUCAGCCGAUGCGCCUGCGCGAGCACGCCGAUCUCGAAAACAGCGAUCGCUCGCAUGGUUGUUGCUAGAGACCAUGGGGUCGCUGCUGGAAAGCGCCAUCUCGUUGCUGAUGCUCUGGUCGUUUGCCUUGCUCCGCUGGGUCUGGAAAACAACUAGUGCACACAGCGUGAUUCUCGCAUUGCUGUUCAUGAGCCUCCUGAUCAAUGGGUUCUAUUCCUCUCGGGAUGCCUACCAUUGGUGGCACGAGAGAAAUGCGGUCAAAAUCAUGUCACGCCUCGGAAUAAGCUCGGACAACAUCAUGAGCAAAGCGAUCUACAUAAGAGAUCUUGACGAGGCGAUUUCCAACACGACUGGAUGGCAUCCAAACAGCACGAGUCGCUGCUACUCGACGUUCCACGAGCAGACCAUGCUCGAUGACGACAUGCCGCUGACGAUGAUCUCGUCUGGACCGAUGGACGCGGUCGAGAGAAGCGCCAGCCGACGUGUUCAGCGCACCCGGCAACGCCUGGGAAUAUACCGGCACGACCUGGUAGUUGCACUGCGGGUGGUCAACAGCAUCGAGAGAGAGGUGCUGCGGAGUGAAUGGGAGCGCUGGCUUCAGCAAGAAACGAGGCGCUGUCGACAAGUCGAGACUCUCUUGAGGGAUGGGGGUGCCGGUGCUAAUCUCGACAACCAGAGUAUCUUUGCCGAGCGCAAGGAGGACGUGGUGCGCUGGUACGAGGAUUACUGCCUGAGCUGUCAGGAGGAGCAGGAAAAACUGAACAGGCAAGCACCGAGCUAG